Messenger RNA from Biomphalaria glabrata, 2604 nucleotides. RefSeq names its product somatostatin receptor type 3-like. Gene Ontology annotation, cellular component: plasma membrane. Lineage: Eukaryota; Metazoa; Mollusca; Gastropoda; Planorbidae. The transcript is spliced from 3 exons. Gene Ontology annotation, molecular function: G protein-coupled receptor activity. Gene Ontology annotation, biological process: G protein-coupled receptor signaling pathway. The record is from RefSeq and is a predicted model, not a curated record. Bases 403 to 1587 code for a protein of 394 amino acids.
AAGGCCAAUCCCGUGAUGCUUAGACUUCAAAAAAAUGUUUACUUCUCCAACCCAGGUAGCAGGGGGAGGCAAGAGGUAGAACAGGGGGAGAAAAAAUUAAGAAUGAGUUUUUUCUCACCCCAAGUGCUAGAAACUAGAGGUACGCUCCUGUUUUCAGUGCAAUCGUAGAAGGAAAAUAAUUCUAAACUUCCUGAAUCUAUUCAGAUACGAUGUGAAUCUAGAAAAGACUUGGAACCUGGUGUGAGUUUUCAUCAAGAGAAAAGUUGGGUAGAAUCAGACACUUCCAGUAGAACCAGAACCAGAUACUUCCGGUAGAAGCAGAUACUUUUUCUAGAACCAGAUACUUCCGGUAGAAGCAGAAACUCUUUCUAGAACCAAAUACUUCGGCUAGAACCAGACGAAAUGUUGAACAGCACUCUCUUUGCACUGAAACCAAACAUUUCACUCAGAUUGCUGGUCCAGUUGUCGUUCCUAGGAGGCGGCAGCUAUGACGACCUGACCUCUAAAUAUAACGACAGCAUUGAAACGUUUAACAAUCAGGUCAACGAGGUGAACAGGCUCUGGUCUAUGGUGCUUGAGAUUAAACAAAUCUACAUGUGGGUGUUGCUUGCAGUGGGCUUCCCAGCCAACAUCCUCGCUUUGGUGACGGUCCUUACAAUGCACGUCGUGACACCCAUCGCUCUGCUCAUCGCUACCUUGGCUGUUUUCGACGGCACCGCACUGAUCGGCAAACUGAUAGGAGUUCAGAUCUCCUUAAGACGAUUGUACCUGGGAUCGUUCGGCUGCAAGAUGGAGUUUCUCAUUCUCUUCAUGUCCUCCAUGGCUAACUGGAUCCUGGCAUUGAUCUGUCUAGAGAGAUACAUAAGUCUAGUGCACCCUACAAAGCGCGCCAGGUGGACAAGUAAAAAAGUCGUCUGCGCGGAGUUGAUUGGAACAGGGACUUUCCUCCUGUCCAUCUUCGCAGCGAUUUCACUUAGCAUGCGAGACGCCAUCCAGUCCGGCUAUCAGUGCGGGGUCUACACAGACUAUUACUGGUUCUAUACUCAUGUUUGGUUCUGGGUCAACGCUUGCCUAUUCCUAUUCAUCCCUUGCUUCAUCAUUCUUCCAUGCACCAUCCUCACUGUCGUUCACAUUGCCAGAACCCAGAGGCGUUAUUGUGACGACAAACCGGCCAGUCCUUACUGCGAUCUUGAGGCCCCGCUGACCCAGAGGGAGCGACAGUAUCAAUUGAACAUGACAGCUAUGAUGGUUAUCGCCGCUUUGUUUUUCAUCGUCCUUCGCUUGCCGUCUUGCAUUUACUACCUCUCGUACCAGGAGAGCGCAGACCUGGUCAUUGAGGCGCGCUGGGCAGUUUUUGAGCAGAUCCAGUUCUUGCUGUUCGACUCCACGCACGCCAUCAAUUUCUUUAUUUACUUUAUGUCGUCACGUGUGUUCAGGCAUCACUUGCUCUACCUGCUGUCCUGCAAGAAAUACAAAGGCACGGCAACAUUCGAGGAGCAGAGCUUGGAGGCGUCGCCCAGCCUUAACGAGUGCCUGACGCGGGACGACAGCUGCAGUAAGCGUCUGAGUCUUGAGCUGUCUAGAUAAUCCUCUAACACGCCAUCAGUAACAAGCUUAGAGAGAGGUUAAAGGGACGAGUGGGCAAUCUUUGAAUGGGACAUCAAAUGUAGUCAAUCUAAGGCAGUGUCUUCAUACAACUGUGACACUGUGGAUAGGAAUUAUUGACAUAAGAAGCUGGAAGGAACAGCUCAAGGGUGAAAUCCCUAUUGCAAUUGGCAAUCUACCUUUUCAUUAAUGCAAUCACUUUUAUUUCCUUUUAACAAUACCUCAAUUCAAGUCAGAACUUCAUGGAGCCAGGAAUCAGCAUGGACCCUGAUCUCAAAAAAACGACUCUAACGAUUUUCCUAGAAAUUUACCAGUUGAUGUAUAUCGCUGAGAAAAGAAUAACUAGCUCGUUGUCCACACGGGGGAAACUCUAGUUUGACCAUUAUAAUGUUUCAAGCAAUUAAUUUAAAUUUGGCUAUAAAUAGGAGGAAAAACGACAUGGCGUAGUCGGCCAUAGUGUACCGAUAACCGAGUUGUUUUAUUAAAUAUAAAAUCUGUAAUAGUUUAUUGAUAAAUUAUCUAAGCUUUACUUAUAUUUUUACGUAAAUGUAAUAUAGAUUACCUGUAUAAUUAGAUCUAGAUUAGAUCAUUAGAGUUCUAAAUCAGAAGUCUAGAUCUAGUUCUUGAUGGUUCUAUAAAGAAAGUACCAAUAAAGAGUCUCUCAAUUAUACAAAUGCCCGCUGGUUGAAUCGUUAGCGUCGUUCUUUCAAGGGGCUGAAGGUGUCACAAUGACAAGUUAGACAAUAGGUUAGAGAUUUGGGCCUAUAUCUUAUAUUAUUUUAAAUUGUAUAAUGGAGUUUUAUUAUAUUAUUAUAUUAUAGAAUUGUUUUAUUAAUUAAUCAACUCUACAUUUUUUCUGUGAUUUUUUUUUUCAUUAAUUUAAUUUUUUGUUAAAUUUUUGUAAAAAAAAAAACAACAUAAUUUUCUCUUUCCUAUUGAAACUUUUCCCCUCUCUAGUCUUACUAUCAAUUUACAAUAAAUGUAAAAUCGAUUUUUAAA